UAUGAUUAAACCCCAAUGUUCAAGGCAGUAAAUCUGGUAUUGACUUUUCUGGGAUGAGGUUGUCCAUAAAUAGCUCCUCUUUUUAAGCAUAAAGUAGACUAAGACAAAGCAACUAUUGAAUUAUUACUCUAUUAUUAACAACCCAAUCCUUUCUAUUGCUCUCUCUCUCUCUCUCUCUCUCUAGCUCUUUCAAUUACUCCGAUGGAUGAUGAGUUUGUCCAUCGCACAUUAUCAGGCCACCUCCAUGCGCCCCUUCUUAACGGGCACAAGCAAAAUGACGACGUCGAACACCAACCAACAACCACCAUCGUCAAUGCCGGUGGCGCCACCUCCUUCGUCAAAACCUGCUUCAAUGGACUCAACGCUCUUUCAGGAGUUGGAAUUCUAUCCGUUCCAUACGCCCUCGCGUCAGGUGGAUGGCUAAGCUUAUUACUCCUAUUUGUGAUCGCUCUCGCCACGUUUUAUACGGGGUUGCUAAUCCAACGGUGCAUGGAUGCAAAAUCGGAUAUAAGAACCUAUCCGGAGGUUGGAGAGCUUGCAUUUGGAAACAAUGGGAAGAUAGUAGUAUCGGUUUUCAUGUAUGUGGAGCUAUACUUAGUUGCCACAGGAUUUCUAAUUCUUGAAGGCGAUAACUUGAACAACAUGUUCCCCGACGUCGGGUUCGAACUUUUUGGCUUAAGAAUUGCGGGCCAAGCGUUCUUUGUUUUGGUUGUUGCCCUCAUUAUCUUGCCGUCGGUUUGGCUUGACAACUUGAGUCUUCUCUCUUUUGUGUCUGCGAGUGGGGUUCUUGCAUCCGCCAUUAUCAUCGGGUCGGUAUUCUGGUGUGGUGCUUUUGAUGGAAUUGGAUUCAAACACAAAGGAACAACUCUCAUAAACUGGAAAGGGAUUCCAAAUUCCAUCAGCUUAUUUGCGUUUUGUUACUGUGCUCAUCCGGUGUUUCCAACAUUGUAUACUUCCAUGAAGAACAAACGACAAUUCUCCAAUGUUCUAACUUUCUGCUUCAUCAUUUGUACAUUUUGUUAUGCCUCAAUGGCUGUAAUGGGAUAUGCAAUGUUUGGCUCAGACAUUCAAUCACAAAUAACCUUAAAUCUUCCAACAGGAAAAAUCAGCUCAUUGAUUGCUAUCUACACAACGUUAGUAAACCCCAUUUGUAAAUAUGCAUUAAUGACUGUUCCAAUUGUCACUGCCAUUAAGAAUCGCUUUACAUCGAACUACAACACAAAGCCCUUGACUAUGUUAAUUAGUACCACCUUGUUAGUCAGCAAUGUCAUUGUAGCUCUGGCGAUUCCCUUCUUCGGCUCUUUGAUGUCACUCGUCGGAGCAUUUCUCAGCGUCACCGCUUCGAUUAUACUUCCAUGCGUGUGUUACUUGAAGAUUUCGGGCAAUUACAAGAAGCCUUUUGGAUUCGAGACAAUCAUAAUAAGUAGUAUCAUAAUGGUAGGUGUUGUUGUUGCCAUAGUUGGCACGUAUGUAGCUCUUGCAGAAAUUGUAGGACAAAUGUAAUUAAUUUGUUUGUUCAUGUAGAAUCUUUUUAUAUGUAUUAAUUAGAUAAAUAUGAGGUUCCACAAAAGUAGUUGAUGUAUCUUUUAA
This is a messenger RNA of Cucumis melo (muskmelon), 1590 nucleotides long. Its product is annotated as amino acid transporter AVT1J-like. Gene Ontology annotation, cellular component: plasma membrane. The record is from RefSeq and is a predicted model, not a curated record. The transcript has 3 exons. NCBI's taxonomy places the organism in Eukaryota, Viridiplantae, Streptophyta, Magnoliopsida, Cucurbitales, Cucurbitaceae. Bases 202 to 1503 code for a protein of 433 amino acids.